GAAGCGGAGUGAGAUGUAAAGUGCCCCAGGGCAAGUCUCCUGCGACGCUUUUGCUCAGUCUCAGGCUGUCGACAUCGCCGUGCAAGUUGAACAUCGCUCUGCGGCUGUCCGCAUCCAGUAUGCAGGCACGUGAUGACGCCUUGGAGAGGCGGCGCGCGCCGCAGCAGCGCCCCAUCCCUCUGCAUAGAACCACCACCACUGCCUCCGUUGCUUUUCACGACUCUCACAACUUGAUAGACGCAUGCGAUUGAGUAGCGUGCCAUUGGUCCUGGCCGGGGCUAGCUUGGCUAUCCAGGCCGGUGCUUCCCCCCUCCGCGUUGUGGUUGUUUCUUCGCACCAAGAAGUCUCCACAAACAACGCUCACAGCAAUGCGGAGGCCAACGUCGUCGCUGCUGGCCCUUCCCUCGUCCCAGGCGUCGCAAUGAUGCGCGUCGACCACAAGUCGUCCAUCCAUACCGGCGAGCGCAUGCGCGCUCACCACUGCGGUGGAUCCGUCCGCGGGACCGUCAAAGACUUCGUCAACAAGAUAUUUGGCUUCUCGGGCGGCGAGCGUCCUCACGCCGACGCUGCCAUACCAGAGCAUCCUCACGCCGAGCCCGGACGUCACGAGCCCGGUCGAGUGUCGGUCCUUCCUUGGUUCGGCACUCCGGACGGCUACGCCGGUAGUCCUAGGCCCGUCGAUACGGGUGCUGUCGAAACCGAUGGCGAAGGCAGAGUGCGCCACCACGGCCGCCCGCCGUCCGAGAGUGUGGUGGACGCCAAACAUGGCCAGGAAGAUGUCGGGCCCGUGCGCAUCGUCCAUAUGAGCGAGGAGGAGGGCCCGCGCAGGAGGUUCCGCCACCGCCACGGGCCCUUCCUUCGCCGCAUGCACUUUGCGCUCAUGGCUCUCGGACCUUGGGAGGGCCGUGCUGUCGCCUUUGUGCUCGGCUGUGGAAUAGGCGUUCUGCUCCGCAUGGUCUGGGUCAUGGGCGUCGUCCUCGCCCGUACCAUCGGUGGCAGCAGGAGCGAGGAUACCGCCGAGGCCGUCUUCGACGCCGAUGCGGAGGAAAUACUCGUCGCGCCGCCCCAGUACACGCAAUACCCCGACGAGAAGACUCCCGCCGUCGUCGAGGAGAAGCCCCAGGCGGCCUAGGCGAAACUGUACAUCGCAGUUGUGCCUCCCAAAGAGCGCGAACACUGCCCAUCACGAGUACAGUUGUACAACACCUCUAUGCAAUCCCCUUGGUUCUCGUCCCUCCCGGAUCCGGCUCCCCAUCGAUUCAUAAAAACCCACAUCAGAAUAUCAGAGUGAGAAAUGUCGAAAUGUCGAGUCGUUCGUGUCUGCCUGCGCGUCGUGGUGCCUGUUGUACGAUUCCGUGUUAUUCUCGUUUCACAUAACUUCGGUUAUAGGCGAACAUAACGCAAUGGACUAGUUUAUAUAUUCCCUCGUAAUCCCUGGCGUGUAAUGUUCCACAGCGUCGGACGUCGCACAGGGUGUCUAUGCGUUGUUUGUCAUUUGGAAUAUAUCUCGCCUGUCAUCCAGUACUGUACUGAGUCCGACGUCUCUGCCAUGGUGUUGGGAUGACCGCGAUGAGGAA
Molecule: messenger RNA, 1577 nt
Organism: Fomitopsis serialis
Lineage: Eukaryota; Fungi; Basidiomycota; Agaricomycetes; Polyporales; Fomitopsidaceae
Exons: 5
Coding region: 242-1132 (296 amino acids)
Source: RefSeq, a predicted model, not a curated record